GUGUUGUCACUCUUCUCACAGGUGAUUGCUCUCGUGAUGGAUUCCUUCACAGAUAUUGAUAUCUUCAGUGACCUGCAGGAUGCUUGUAACAACCACAAAGUCCCUGUCUAUAUCCUCCUCGACCAGGAAUUUCUACCCCACUUCUUGGAAAUGUGCAACAAUUUAGGAGUUUGUCCUGAGCAGGAAAGUCUGAUGAGAGUUCGAACUCUCACAGGGAACAUUUACUACCUGAGGUCAGGUGCCAAAAUUGUUGGGAAAGCCAAGGAGAAGUUCAUGUUAAUUGAUGGCAUUAGAGUGACAACAGGCUCAUACAGUUUCACAUGGUCUGAUGGGAAGCUGAACAGCAGCAACUUGCUGGUGUUGUCAGGCCAAGUGGUUGAACACUUUGACUUGCAAUUCAGGAUUCUUUAUGCCCAGUCGCUGCCCAUCAGCCCUAAGGGUCCAUCCAGCUGCAGGAACAGUGGGAUGUUCAAUCACCUGGUGACCAGACCAGAGUCCUCUAAAAAAUAUACUGUGGAAGGCAACCUGAGAGCAGAAUUUGCCAGAAUGUCUAGCACUCCAAAGAAAUUGUUGGAAGAACUAGAUCAGGCUGAAGAUAGCCAUGGAGGAAAACCUUGUAAUCUGGGGCAUUCUUGCCUCUGUGAAGAGGAGUCAUUCAGCAAUCAAGUGACCGUGGCAGAACGGAAAAGCUCAUCGACUCAAACUGACCCAUGGGACAAGACAGCUGCUGUGAACACCUGUAAUGCUGCCACACAGACCAGUGCUGCCAUGGCAGAAACUGGCACUCAGGCUUCUGUCACUGCGAGAGCCACGGGCACUCAGACGUCAGUUUUGCUGAAGACUGCAGUGACACAGACAAAGGAAGAGGAAGGCACAGAAACACCCCUACUUCUUAGAAAGUUUGCAAAAGAAGAAUAUUCUCUGACUGGAAACGCUGUACCAAACUCUAGUCUGCGAUCACUGUCUUCAUCAUCGUCCCAGUGCUCUCUUGGAAGCUCAACAGGCUCACUGUCAUCUCUCCGGUCCUUUGAAUAUUCCAGCAGUCACAGGGCACAAUAUUUCCAAAAACUGCAUAAAGAGAGACAAUUCCACUACUCCACUAUCAGGUCGAAGCUGAGCCACAUGGUGGAUAUCCUCUCCCGGAGGGGCCGUGUGCCUGAGAGCUACAUGACCCAGUACACCGGCAGAUGCAACCUAAAGCAGAGGCGGGACAUCAGCGCCAGCCUGCGCAACCUCCGGGACGUCUCGCUCUUCUCCCUGAAUAAAUGAUUGCUGC
Messenger RNA from Corapipo altera (White-ruffed manakin), 1276 nucleotides. Its product is annotated as protein FAM83D-like. The transcript is spliced from 3 exons. Gene Ontology annotation, cellular component: mitotic spindle pole; cytosol. The record is from RefSeq and is a predicted model, not a curated record. The annotation marks the transcript as partial. Lineage: Eukaryota; Metazoa; Chordata; Aves; Passeriformes; Pipridae. Gene Ontology annotation, biological process: regulation of ERK1 and ERK2 cascade; regulation of TOR signaling; protein localization to mitotic spindle.